Molecule: messenger RNA, 916 nt
Organism: Paralichthys olivaceus (Japanese flounder)
Lineage: Eukaryota; Metazoa; Chordata; Actinopteri; Pleuronectiformes; Paralichthyidae
Source: RefSeq, a predicted model, not a curated record
AUGAGCAAGUUGUCCUCUGACCAGAAGGUUGGUGAGAGAUUCAUUGAGAAAGUUUUGAAGAACGUUGGGAGGCAGCAUGUGGACGUGGACAACCUGUCGCCGCAUGACCUGGAUCAGCUGUCCAGCCUGAUAGCUGAUGCUCUGCAGGUGGUGGACAAGGACAAAGGUGUAAACAGGGGCCUGACUCCGGCUAGAACUGGACCAAGAGACCUGGAGGGAGAGCUGAGGAGUGAUGAGGAAGAAGAAAAAGAGGAGGAGGCAGCUGCCAGAGAUGAGGAAGAGGAGAAGCUGUUGGCGAAUGCUCCGACGCUGAAACCUCAGGGGAGCACUCCUGUAGUGCCGGCAGAGCUUCAAGAGCGCCACACGGAUGCUGAAGAGGACACGGCUGAGAGUGGAGGCCUGCUUACCAAACUUCUCGCCUACUUGGACAAAACGUCCCUCAACGCCUCCCCGUCAGCAAGAAACUGGAAUGACGUUGCCAUGGAGACACCCAGAGGCCAACCGGUGGGGUCGGAGAACGUCCAGAGUCGGACCAGCCAGGUUGGAGUAGCGGUGCAGAAGAAGGACGCCACUCAAUCUGUUGAGGAGGUGUCGGAGGUGCAGGGCUGGAUCAAGGAGGUGCCGCCCCCUCCUGCUGCGCUUGUGUACGAGCCGCACAAGAAGACGAUGCAUGUUCCAGAACUUCAGCUGGACGUCAGCAGGAAGAAGGCUGACGAUGAUGUCUUCGGUUACGUUAUCACAGACACAGAUGGACUCCAGACAGAUGAAGGCCUCCACCUAAUGGAGAUCUUGGCUCGCCGGGCCAGAAUCCAGAUGACUGACUUUGCCGAGCUCUCGGUGGUGGGCCCCGCGGUGACCUUCAGAGUGAGCCCGAACGCUCAGAACGUCAGCACCACAGAUGUGGCCAACGUGGCUG